Molecule: messenger RNA, 1389 nt
Organism: Necator americanus (New World hookworm)
Lineage: Eukaryota; Metazoa; Nematoda; Chromadorea; Rhabditida; Ancylostomatidae
Exons: 14
Coding region: 1-1389 (462 amino acids)
Source: RefSeq, a predicted model, not a curated record
AUGUCUUUGGAUUAUCAGUCAUCAAGAUGCUCAGAUUUGGACGAUGAAGGGAAUACUCCUUUUGAACCUGUUCUAAAGUCUCUGAAAAGCAAAGCUGAUGGCUCGGUUACCGCUGGUUUUCCUUACGACUCGAAAUUUGUCAGAGCUUUACUCAAGGAUGUGCACGUGAUGUUUGUAGGCGACUCUCUUAUGCGUGGAAUUUACAAGGAUCUCAUCGUUAUGUUGCAUGGAAAUGACUUGAUUGACGACAACCAAUUGAAGAUGAAGACCGAGAUUUCAUUUUUCGGCGAUAGAAUGAUCGACAUACUUCCUCUUGAAAACGACAGGAUUUUCCGGCAGGCGAGGGAGUACCACACAAACCACUAUCUCAUCCAGUACUUGUUCACAACUAGAGUAAUGAAAUCAGACAUAGAAACUGCUCUUUUGGAAUUGUGUACCGCCAGCGAGUUUCCGGAUGUCUUGUUGAUUAACUCGUGUUUGUGGGAUAUGACGAGAUAUUCACGCGCAUAUGAAGGAAGCAUCCCUCCUGAUGUCAAUAGACAGGCUGCAAUUGAGCGAUCUUCUCUUGAAGAGUUCUUGGAAAGAAUUUCGAUGUUGAUUCGCCGACUUCGCCUUACAAUGCCUGCAACAACGCAGGUGAUAUGGAUAAACAUGCCCUGGCCGUUGCCGGUGGAUACUCGUUCAAUUGUGAACAGGGCUGAUAAUGCUGAUACGAGACACUUGAACAGAAUGCUUAUCGUGGACGCAAAUUUUCGGGCUUCACAACUUUUUCGUGCGGCUGGCUACGACGUUCUUGACGUUGGAUUUUACUUGCGCAAUCAUGCGCUCUAUGCAUAUCGAGUAAAGGAUGGCGUACACUGGGAUUCUAUAGGAACACGUAUCAUGUCUCAACUUGUCGUCGGACAUCUUGCCCGAUCGUGGAAUAUUCCGCUUCCACAACAAAUAAAAGACAGGUUGACUACUUUCGCGGAUGAUGCGCGCACGUUCGACCUUUCUAAGAGUUGGGCUGCCCGCUCGUUGGUUGCGUUCGAUAUUUCUACAGCUUCGGAAGGAACACAUGAAAAUGCGUCGUUUCCCGAAAUUCUACAGCGAAGAAUCAGAGCGGCAGUCUUACGAGAAAUCAAAGAAAGGGAUCCGAAACGCUACGAAGCACUACGAAGUGAUAUACGAACAAUGCGUUUGUGUAAGCUGCUUGAUGAAAAUCCUGGGGUGGAGGAACGACUAACGCUAGAAGGGUCAUGGAGAUUGGAUGAAAUGAUGAAGUCGUUUCCGGAAAUUGCUAACUGCAUCGGAAAGAUAGCACCUCAAAUGAUCACCGUUCUGGUUAGUGAAGACGCUGUGGCUAAUCUGACGAAUCGGAAACGGAAACAUUCCCCAGAUCGUACUUGA